Equus quagga is the source of this 5124-nucleotide messenger RNA. RefSeq names its product hes related family bHLH transcription factor with YRPW motif 2 (gene HEY2). Lineage: Eukaryota; Metazoa; Chordata; Mammalia; Perissodactyla; Equidae. The record is from RefSeq and is a predicted model, not a curated record. Bases 1817 to 2692 code for a protein of 291 amino acids. Gene Ontology annotation, molecular function: RNA polymerase II cis-regulatory region sequence-specific DNA binding; DNA-binding transcription factor activity, RNA polymerase II-specific; protein dimerization activity. Gene Ontology annotation, cellular component: nucleus. The transcript is spliced from 5 exons. Gene Ontology annotation, biological process: anterior/posterior pattern specification; Notch signaling pathway; regulation of neurogenesis.
GGGCGUCGGGAGCUUUGUGCACGAGCGGCUCCUUGGAGAUCCCGAGGCUCCUCUCCGCGCGUCCUAACGGAGCGGGGAAAGUUCUGCCCCAGAAACUUGGAGCGGUGGGCGCUCUGGGAGCGUGCGUUGGGGUGGGGCGAGGGCUGUCGGGUUUCGCUGUAGGGGUGGGGCGGAGAGGUCGGGGGACGCGGCUGAGAGAGAACGCAGGAGUGGGCGAGGGAGGGUCCCCGGCUGUCAGCGUGGGGCGCGCGGACAGGCAAGUCCCGGAGACCGGCGACGCCCCCGCCACUGAAGUUGUGUUUGGAAGCACUUUCAACAUGGGCCGGGUGAAAAGAGAAACAGAUUGAUUUUUACUUUUAAAGGGACUUGAGAAAUGACUUGCUUUUUUUUGAGAAAUGAAAGCAAUUUGCGAUGUCAAGGCCGAGUAGCUUGAGCUUUCCAGGUUGGCCGUGUGUGGCUUGGCUGACGGGAGAGUGAGUGACAGAUGUAAGGAUCGUUUAGGGCAUCGUCUCUUUGACUGCUUGUUCUUAAAUCUGGAAAAGAUCGGGGUCGUGAUCACAGAAGCCAGACCUCCACUUUCCAGUGACAGAGGGAGAUUACCGAGGCAUUUUAGUGCCAAGGCGGGUCAAGUGAUAAUUGCUUCUAAUUGGCAUCCCCAGAAGCACCUUAAUUAUUUAUCUGUCACUCAACGAGCAAAAUUCUUCCUGCCUUUGGAAAACUGAUUUUAUUUCAAUUUUGUCGUUCUAAUACGUACAGACCAAAGCCUGACAUCAGCGAACGCAAAGAUAUUUACAUGAAACGUUGUUUGCAAAGUAACUUCGAAUUAUUAAAGUGUUGUUGUGUCAUCUUAGAAAAUGAGGUCUGAAAAACAGAAGAUGUGUCAUGUGAAAGGCGAAACCCGUUGAAAAGGGGUGGGAAUGAGGGGGACAGUGAAUUCAGAAAUAAGAUCCAGAAGUGAGAAGGUGAGGUAAUAAGAACCCGGUGUGUGCAACAUUUCUAAAAUGAAGGAGAACAAAUAGCAGGAACCUGGAGAAUUUGAGAACAGAAAGAAGCGUAGUCUCCAUGAAUUAUGAAGAGAAACAGAUACAAACUAGAAAGGAUCGUAAAAAUUACGUGACAAAAUAUUGGUUGGUUGAGCUUUCAAUAUAAAAUAUCUCUUCAUUAGGAAACUCACGAUGGAUUGCAGCUUCUAGAGCGUUAAGCUUAGAUUGAAGGCUGAGAGAGAUUCACCUACAGUUUCAUUUUCAAAGUAAAACAUUUCCCUCGUAGUUGAUCUCAUUUUAAUUUCCCUACCAAUGGCGUAUUUAAUCCGGGGCAUUCUUUUGGAAGAUUAGUCUGCAAAACAUUAAAAUUUGUCGGUUUUUUUCCUGUUGUGAGAUAUGACUAAUUGAAGUUUGGAAAUAGAUAACUUCUGUUUACUUUAAACAUUGCGUCUAGGGACAACAGUUUGACGUGACGACUAUAUCUGUUCGAUAGUGUGCUAAGCAUGGCCUUUAUUUUAAAAUAGCUUUGCCUUGUUCACUGUGUCUGAUGGAGAGAGGCGGGGUGAUGCUAUUCGGGAUUAGAUGACUUUGAAGAAACGUUUAUGAGUGGAACUAGGCAGUACUAAUAGCUCACUUCUCACCCUGACUGCCCAUGAUUAUUUCACUGGGAAACCAAAUAAAAGUCUAGGGGCGGUUUUGCCAAUGGAUUUGGCAUCUGGAUAAUCCUGAAAAUUUAAAAAAAAAAAAAAAGCGGGGCAUGAUUUCUACCUGAAAAAAGGCAAAGUACUAGCUCUGUGAUUAGAUCGAAUUCUCCAACAACAACAUCUCAAAUUAUGGCAAGAAAGAAAAGGAGAGGGAUAAUAGAGAAAAGGCGUCGAGAUCGGAUAAAUAACAGUUUAUCUGAGUUGAGACGGCUGGUGCCAACCGCUUUUGAAAAACAAGGAUCUGCAAAGUUAGAAAAGGCUGAAAUAUUACAAAUGACAGUGGAUCAUUUGAAGAUGCUUCAGGCAACCGGGGGUAAAGGCUACUUUGAUGCACAUGCUCUUGCCAUGGACUUCAUGAGCAUCGGGUUCCGAGAGUGCCUAACAGAGGUGGCGCGGUACCUGAGCUCGGUGGAGGGCCUGGACUCCUCGGAUCCACUGCGCGUGCGCUUGGUCUCUCAUCUCAGCACGUGUGCCUCGCAGCGGGAGGCGGCGGCCAUGACCUCCUCCUUGGCCCACCACCAUCACCCCCUCCAUCCGCACCACUGGGCAGCGGCCUUCCACCAUCUCCCCGCAGCCCUGCUCCAACCCAACGGACUCCAUGCGGCGGAGUCAACGCCUUGCCGCCUGUCCACCACUUCAGAAGUGCCUCCUGCCCACGGCUCCGCUCUCCUCACGGCCACCUUUGCCCACGCAGAUUCUGCCCUUCGGAUGCCAUCGACGGGCAGUGUCGCCCCCUGCGUGCCACCUCUCUCCACCUCUCUCUUGUCCCUCUCAGCCACUGUCCAUGCGGCCGCUGCAGCAGCCACGGCAGCUGCGCACAGCUUCCCGCUGUCCUUCGCAGGGGCCUUCCCCAUGCUCCCCCCAAAUGCAGCUGCAGCGGUGGCAGCGGCCACCGCCCUGAGCCCUCCCUUGUCGGUUUCAGCCACGUCCAGUCCUCAGCAGACAAGCAGUGGAACAAACAGUAAACCUUACCGACCGUGGGGGACAGAAGUGGGAGCUUUUUAAGUUUUCAUUGGACUUCUUGCAGUAGUAACUGAAUGUCCUUCAUUUCUGAGUCAGCUUAAACCCUCUGCACCCCGAAAGUAGCCAUACAGAUGUCUACAGAUCCACAAAGGAGCAAUAAAGCUAUUUGAGACACAAACCUCACAAGUGGAAAUGUGGUAUUAUCUUUUUUCUCCUUUUUUGUUUAAGGCAGCUUGGUAACUGACAUCAGCAACUUCUGAAAACUUCACCCUUGUUUCCAUUUAAAAGUUUCCUGGAAAACAUAUGGACCGUUCCAUCCAGCAGUGCAUCAGUAUGUGUGAUUGGGAAGGAAAAUGCCCUGACUGAAUUCUCUUGAAACUAGAUGGAAAAAAAUUCGUGUUUCAUAAGUGCCUGAGCUAGUAAAGUUUUCUUCUGAACAUAUAACAUUGCACAAGUAAAGAAGAGCAUAGAGGUUAGGUUAAGAAAGGAAAGGGACAAGCGUCUUGCAUUAGGCUGCAGACAUUUUAAUACAAUGCCAGAGAUGAGUACUUUGUUGAAACCAACAGGUUUUUAUUGGCCAAAAGGAUUGCUGAAAAUAAUUUUCAACUUGAAAGACCUAGUUUUAUCCUAGUUUGCUUUCUCUGUUCAGACUUGCCAAGUGGCAGGUGACAUUUAGCAAUGCAUUGGUAUAAGCAAUUAUUCCAUCAAUGCUCAGAUUAACAAGCAUUUCUGCUCUGCCUGCAAACCCCCAGGCACUUUUUGUUCAUGGCUCAAAAGAUGGUGCUUCUUUAUGUAAACCACACGUUUACAGAGUGCACCUAGAAGCAUUUGUCUACUGUGUCCCACCAGAGGCUCUUUGAUUCAUGCCAACUGGAAAACUCGCCAUUUUGUAAAAGUUUAGAUUAAUUUAUUCAGUUUCAGUUUGGACUGUUUUUACAUAUUUGUCCUCUUCAGUUUGUCCUGAUAACGUGUACUAUCUAUUCUUGUCACCUUUUGGGGAGAAGUUGCAUUUCUGGAAGUGAUGAGACAGGGAGAGGGCAUUGGGAAGAGAGAAGCCACAAUUUUGAAACGCUCUGUGUUAAACUUUGUAACUGCAUUUGAUCCCAAAUCAAGAUGAAUGUAUGCAAGGGAUGUACAUAAAUUAUUUUUGUCCAUGCCUAGACUAGUGCUACGUAAUAGUGUUUUGGUUUUGUUUUUUUAUUUUGUUUAAUGACAAAAUAAUCUCUUAAUACAUUGAAAUUGAGCACAUGAGAUUUUAUGUUUGAAAGAUAAAGACACAGCAUGUAUUAUUAUGCACUUCAUUUCUCUGCUGUGUGGAGAAAGCAAUAAACAUUAUGAGAAUGUUAAACAUUAUGCAAAAGUAUACUUUUAAAUAUUUGUUUUAAAAUUACUGUACCUAGUUUUUUUUUGCAUUACUUUGUAACCUUUUUCUAUGCAAAAGUCUACAUGUCACUAAUUAAAUGAAGUCCUUUUUGACUAUUUUUAUGUGGAAGAUUUACUUUGCAGAAUGGAAAGUUGACAUGAAUUUUAAGUAAGGCCUUCCUUCACUAAUAAGUUAAGCCAUGGCUUUUCUUUUUCUCUUUCAAAGUCAUUUGAUAUAAUUCACAGCUUGCUUGAAAAUAGCAUUUAUCUGAGCUUGUAAAUCAAUUAAGCAUGGGUGGGUAUGACAUGAUUUGGAGGCAGGAAGUGAUCAGUUUCCUCUGCCCUUUAUUUUUAACCAUGGUUCUUGGAAAAGUGCAAAUACCAGAACUCCAAAUAAUAGUGCACCAAACAUAGGCUACUAAGCUAGAAUGUGUCACACAUUUUGUAACUCAAAAGCACUUGUAGAGUGUUUUUGAAACAUCACAUGCAUACAAGGUAGGCAUAUAUGUGCCUCUUGAUGAUAAAUCCUCUGUAUCUACCUCAAUGGAAAGUUUGUUAGAUGCUGUAGAAAUUAUGCAGAUAUUCCUCUUUCUUGAAUGAAGCCUAAAAGACACUAUUUCAGAGUUUCUAAAGCUAUUGGGCCAAACAUAUGAAAAGAAUAAAAAGUAAUGUUUUUAUUAUACAUAUCAAUUUUGCUCAAAGUUAUAUGAAAAAAGUGGGAGGCUUCUUAUAUUAUUUCAGUUUUGAAAAAUCAAGCAUGGUUUAUCUAAUUUCUUUUGUCUGUGAGUGGGUAAAAAAAAUGAGCAGAAACAGAUCAGCAUGUUCCUCCUGUCUGUGAACUCCAUGGUUAUUGUAUCUUCAGUUAGCUGUGCUGGAAUUAGGUAGCAAAUAAAAUGGAUUUAGUGCUAUUUGAAAUUUGCUUUUUAAUCAUGAUUUGUGGAUAGCAGGCAUAGAAAUAAUUUUUGUUUAGGAUCUCAUAGCUGAUUCUGUGCCUAUUGUAAUGUCAGCAUUCAAAGAAUUUCUUUUCGUUUUUUGGAAUGUAAACUGUUUUAGAGAUCAGGAAUUUCUUUCUUUUAAAAAUUGGAUUAAAUGUUUUAAGAUAAAUCCCCUUC